Messenger RNA from Aureobasidium namibiae CBS 147.97, 687 nucleotides. RefSeq lists its product as uncharacterized. The transcript has 2 exons. The annotation marks the transcript as partial. Lineage: Eukaryota; Fungi; Ascomycota; Dothideomycetes; Dothideales; Saccotheciaceae. The record is from RefSeq and is a predicted model, not a curated record.
AUGCGCUCCUUCGCUACCAUCAUGGCUGCCGCCGCUCUGGCCCAGACCGCAAUGGCUCACUACCGCUUUAACCAGCUCAUCGUUGGAUCCGAGGUCACUGGAGAGUACGAGUAUGUUCGUCAGAACAGCAACAUGAACUCUCCCGUUACCGAUGUCACCUCCAAGGACCUGAUCUGCAACGCUGGUGGUCUCGAUACCGGCGCCCAGACCAAGACCUACAAGGUUGCUCCUGGUGACACUGUUGGCUUCGCUGUCGAUACCCCUAUUCAGCACCCUGGACCUCUCCAAGUCUACAUGUCCAAGGCCACUGGUGAAGCUUCCGAAUACGACGGAAGCGGUGAUUGGUUUAAGGUUUUCCAGAUGGGCGCAAAUAAGGCUGGUAACGACAACGGCCUUACCUUCCAGGCCGAUCACCUUAGCAAGGUCACCUUCAACAUCCCUAAGGACACUCCCGCUGGCCAGUACCUCCUCCGUAUCGAGCACAUCGGUCUCCACAGUGCUUCCUCUUUCGGUGGUGCCCAGUUCUACAUCUCUUGCGCUCAGAUUGAGGUUUCUGGCAGCUCUACUGCUAAGCCUUCUCCUACCGUCAAGAUCCCCGGUCUCUACACUGGCCACGAGGAUGACAUUGAGCUGAGCAUCUACUACCCUAUCCCCGUCAACUACCAGAACCCUGGCCCUGCUGUCUGG